AUGGAGAGAGAUUACUUUAAUAUAACCUGUGGAUCUCCAAAUGCUUUACAAGGAAGAACUAUACCAAGCAUCAUAAAGAAUGGACAAAUAGCAGACCUGAUUUGUAAUUACACUUCACAGCCUGUUUGUCCUCCAGGGUGUUCCUGUAUAGAAAAACCAGACAAUUACAGCUUAGCAAAAGAAGACAUUAAACUCAUUCUUCAUAUGAACUGUAUAGGAGCUGGACUAAAACGUCUUCCACAUAUCCUUCCCGAAAGUGAAGAAAUUGAGUUCUAUUUGAGAGGAAAUCCAAUUGAAGAAAUUACAAAGGAACAUUAUAUGGAACUCAUCACUGUUCUUGACUUAGCGUUUAUACCUACUUUUGAAAUGGAAGCCCUGGAGAACCUUACUCAUCUGCGUGUGUUCUCUAUUCCAAGAUCCCAACAGCUGCAUGGAAUUCCUCGAAAACUUUCAUUUCUGGAUCCGUGUGUAUUUCUUCAGCGGGGGAAUUUUCUUAUAGAUUGCACUUGUUCAGACCUUUGGAUGUAUGAUUGGAUUCAAACAAAACAAGUGAGGAAUUGCACGCCAUACAUUUUUACUUGUUUAAAAGAAGAUGGCGAGGAACUAUUGACACAGUAUCUUCCAAAUCUUGAUUGCAGAGACUCUGAUCAACAUCCUAAAUAUAUCGUCAUAUUGUCAUGUUCUUCAGCUAUUGUGUUUGCAUUCACACUUUUUAUUUUUGCUCAGAUCUGGAGGUUUGAUUUGAAGGUCAUUCUACGAUCAAGGAAAAUGUGUUCAAAGUCCAAGAAAACUCUGGACGAAGACUGUGUGGUUUACAUUUCAUAUGACGAAAAUAUAAAAGAUUUAAAUUCGUGGCUGAUAAAAAGACUCGAACCAUUCUUAAGAAGAAAUGAAUUGAGUGCAUUCAUCCCAUCACGUGACUUACCUCUGGGCUGUAUUAGAUCGGAUGAGACGGCAUGGCAGAUAUCUAUCUCUAGAUACUACAUCGUCUUCCUAUCUGACCACUACUUCGACGAGGACUCUUUACAGACACAGAAUGACUGGAAGUGUAUCUGGGACAGUUACUUAUCUGACUCUAGGAAGGAAUUAGUAGUCAUAAACUAUGAUCUAAUGAAGACGACAGAUAUUCAAUGUAAAACUUUUCAGGCAGUAAUGCGUUUCGGCAAUAUUGUUGAUUUUGCUUCUGGGGAGAAGAGAAUAUUUUCAAAGAUGACGGAUAGAUUUCUUUAUUAA
Saccostrea echinata is the source of this 1233-nucleotide messenger RNA. RefSeq lists its product as uncharacterized. The transcript has a single exon. The coding region runs from base 1 to 1233 and encodes 410 amino acids. The record is from RefSeq and is a predicted model, not a curated record. Lineage: Eukaryota; Metazoa; Mollusca; Bivalvia; Ostreida; Ostreidae. Gene Ontology annotation, biological process: signal transduction.